Molecule: messenger RNA, 1989 nt
Organism: Calidris pugnax (ruff)
Lineage: Eukaryota; Metazoa; Chordata; Aves; Charadriiformes; Scolopacidae
Gene: RFXAP
Product: regulatory factor X associated protein
Exons: 4
Coding region: 1-498 (165 amino acids)
Biological process (GO): regulation of transcription by RNA polymerase II
Cellular component (GO): nucleus
Source: RefSeq, a predicted model, not a curated record
AUGCUAGCGGAGCUGGCCCAGGCCCAAGAGGAGGAGGAGGCGGCGGCGGCGACAACGACGGCGGCGGCUUCGAGCGGGGAAGCGGCGGGCGGCGGCUGCAAGAGCUGCACCUACCAGGGCUGCAGCGAGACCACCACGCAGGUGGUGAAGCAGCGCAAGCCCUGGAUGUGCAAGCGGCACCGCAACAAGAUUUACAAGGACAAGUACAAGCGCAAGAAGAGCGACCAGGCCCUGGGGGGCGGCGGGGCGGCCGCCGCGGGGGGCGGCCCGCGGGCCGAGGAUAGUGUUGAAGGUUCAGUUUCUGUUACAAAACAGAGGACAGGAUCCAUUGGGGAUCGCCCAGCAAGGCCUACUCUUUUAGAACAAGUGUUGAAUAAGAAGAGGCUGUCCCUACUCAGAAGUCCAGAAGUAGUGCAAUUUCUACAGAAACAGCAGCAGCUGUUAAGUCAGCAGGCUUUGGAACAAAGGCAGCAACAGUUUCAAGGAGCACCUGGUUAAUCAGAACAGAUCCAUGUCCUGCAGAUGAGUCUGGUGCUGAAGGAGGAAUAGGAUGUGUGUAUUUUACACAAAUACAAAGAAUCUCAAUGCUUAAAGGAAAAGUAAAGUUGCUGCUGUUACGUGUUUUACUUGUUUCUUGUUUGCACUUUUGAGGUUUUGAGCUGCUUGGGUGUCUGCAAACUUGUGAGCAAAUCUGGAGGAGUCUAUUUUUUUGAUUCUUUUUAAAACUUCAUUUUAUGUUUAAUUUUUUUUUAAUAGAAAUUUGUUUAUAUUGGUAAUGUUUAGCUGUACACCCUUUUCCUACCAAAGUCUUCCACUAAAUUAACAUUUUUCUAUAUAAGGAUUUACUGUUAAACAAGUCACUCUUUGAUGACAAUCAUUGAAGGAAGUCAGUUACUUUCUAUGGAAGUUGUGAAAUAAAGUCCUGAAUUUGAGCCAGUCCAGUGGCAUUGACCCAACGGCAAUUGCUCAGGGAUAUGAGAAAAUUAUGUCCAGUGGAAUCUUGCACUAAAGGCAGAGACAACGUGCCAUCAAGAAGUCAAUCCGGUGGCUCAGAAAAGUGCAAAUCAGGUGAUCCUCCUGCUAUAUAUUCAUUAUCUGCAAGUUGAGUAGGUUUGAAGUGCUUCACUGUCUGUGCAAAGCAUGUAAAAGAACUUGUGAUUAAAAGUUCCAAAAGAGAGAAAUGGCAAAAUGCUUUGGAGAAGAAUUAGGUGGAACGUAUGCAACUGAGACUUGGUCCCUGUUCUAUGGAUUUAUUUGUAAGGACCAACCUCUUAUACAAGAAAUACAACUUAAUUACAGAUGAGAUUAUCACUCAUUUUUAAGUGGCUAGAUUAAAUUUAAAAGCUUUUAAGUCAUAAUAGGAAAUGCAUCCAAAAACUAAAAUGUAAUUGUGCAUUUUUUUCCCUUUAUGUAGUCUUCUAAAAAGAAAAAAACAUAGGUAAAUUUUUUCUGUUGCGACAACUGAUACCUAAUCAGCUCUCGUGCUGGACUUCUCAGGUUUUCAGCCAAUUCAGAUGAACUUGCAAUUGAUUGGGGUAAGAAUCCAACCACUGUAUUAUGUACAUGUUGAAUCCCAUGUUUUGUUUUGAAAACAAAUUUUUGUAUUAAACCAUGUUUCCGAAUAGAGUUUAUCGGAAUGGUCAAGGUGCUUAAUAAAGUGCUACUUUGAUAUUGCAGCAGUUUGAUCCGCUGAGUAAUAUCUCUUCAGGAGUAUUUGUUAGUCUUACGAAUUGUUACAAGCUGUGCUUUGUGUAUGUAUAGACCUUAUUCAGUAGGGAUUUAUUGUGUAAGUUGUUAUUUUCAAAAAAGAAACUGAAAAACUUUGUAUCAACAGUUCUGGACCAAUAAGUGUUUGAGUAAAAUCUCUGUUUUUCUUUAAAAAACAAAACCAAAGCCUGUUCUUUCUUGAUCUGUUUAAUUUCUGUGGGGGUUUUUGUGUACUAAAAUGGCUAGCUCUGACUAGGUGGCAUUAAAACUCUUGUGUUCCAA